Helicoverpa armigera (cotton bollworm) is the source of this 1119-nucleotide messenger RNA. RefSeq lists its product as uncharacterized. Gene Ontology annotation, cellular component: membrane. Bases 121 to 1065 code for a protein of 314 amino acids. Gene Ontology annotation, molecular function: phosphatidylinositol bisphosphate binding. The transcript is spliced from 7 exons. The record is from RefSeq and is a predicted model, not a curated record. Lineage: Eukaryota; Metazoa; Arthropoda; Insecta; Lepidoptera; Noctuidae.
GCUUCUGCGGAUACUCUUUAAAUCUUUCAAAUGAGUGUGAAGUAGUUCGGUCAACAUUACAUUGACAAUCUUAGUGGACAUCAGUCGUAUAGGAAUAAGCACGUAAUCCGGAUCAUCACAAUGGAAGAAAUAGAAUGCCAUCCCCUACUUCAAAUCACGCCAGAAACAGUCAAGAAGGUGAGGCAGCUAUGUGACAUCGAUGACGUGAAGAGGAUCAAUGAGUCACUGGAUAUAGUGGAGGAAUGGAUUAAGAAGCAAGACCAUUUGGCUGAGGGGGGCAGUUACCUUUGCAGAUCUCUCUUAGAGCGAGUAUACCUCCUCUCAAAGGGUUCAGUUGAAGAGACGAAGAGAAGGGUGGAAAGGCUGCUGACAUCACGAGGGAUGAUGCCAGAACUGGUGAUGAACAGAACUGUGGAGGAGUUUGAAGCUCAGUGGGAAGUUGUCAAUUAUGUUCCUCUACCGAAGCUGCAUCCAGUAGACCAGUCCAGGGUGAUGGUGACACAGUUCCUCACUGAGAAACUGGAUCCCUUCAGCAUAUUGACUUACUUUAGAUAUUGCUUCUUGAUCGGAGAAUACAGGAUAAACUACGACUACACUACUUCAGAGCGAUUUGUUAUCGAUCUCACCAACAUUCACCUGGGUCUGCUUAGUAAACUCAAUCCUAUUGUUAUAAAGAAAGCCGAAGUAUUAUGCACCGAAGGCAUCGGCACAAAAAUCAAAGGCAUCCACAUUUUGAACGCUCCCCCAUUCAUUGACAAGCUGGUCUUCCUCCUCAAGCAAGCUCUUCGGGAGAAGGUGGCCAACAGGGUCCAUGUUCAUAAUAGCUAUGAGGAUCUACAUAAGCAUAUACCUAGGGAUAUGCUGCCUAAGGACUAUGGUGGUGAUGAGCAGUCUGUUUCUAAAUUAUGUGAUCAAUGGAAGGAACAAUUAAGAACAGAGGAAGCUAAGAAGAAGAUAAAAAGUUUAGAAAAAAUGGUCAGUGACGAAUCUAAGCGACAAACUUCUAAGUUCAACGAAGAAUACAUGGGGAUGCCUGGGUCUUUUAGAAAAUUAACUGUAGAUUAAGUUAAUUUUAAGUGUUUUUCAGCCUGUUGUACCUAAUAGUUUCAAGAUUAAUAA